This is a messenger RNA of Pungitius pungitius (ninespine stickleback), 4533 nucleotides long. Its product is annotated as zinc finger protein 7-like. The record is from RefSeq and is a predicted model, not a curated record. Gene Ontology annotation, biological process: regulation of transcription by RNA polymerase II. The transcript is spliced from 2 exons. Lineage: Eukaryota; Metazoa; Chordata; Actinopteri; Perciformes; Gasterosteidae. Gene Ontology annotation, molecular function: RNA polymerase II cis-regulatory region sequence-specific DNA binding; DNA-binding transcription factor activity, RNA polymerase II-specific. Bases 432 to 1517 code for a protein of 361 amino acids.
AGCCAUCCUGAUCCAAACUCCGUACCAGUUGUUGGCGGUAAUGCAAACACGGUUUACCCAACCGCCAACCAAUCCUAAAGAAGACGAAGAAGAAUGCACCCGGAUGUUGAUCUCAGAAUAACAUGGCGCCGAUCGGUCGUAGAAUCAGCCGUGUCUGUGUUACGUUGACCAAGUACUAGUUAUCUCCAUCAGUCCUGCUCCACCAGAGUCCCUGGACGUCUGGAUAAAUCUCUGACGGCUCUGACAGCUUUUUUCCUGGAUAUUUUCCCUCUGAAUCACCUCCCGGUAGCAUGCAAAACUAUUAAAGUUAGCUUAGCAUGCUAGCCUGAAACGGACCGAAGUUAGCAACACGGAGAUAGUCCGAGUUUAACGGAGAGAAAACUGUUUUAAAAAAAAUUCUCGGGAGGAAACGUGUCUUUGAUUCAGAGAAGAUGUCUAAAGUCCAUGUGCUGAGAUAUUUAGUGAAGCAACGACUCGCGGAGGCUGCUGAAGAGAUAUUUGGGCUGUUUGAAAGAACGAUAGCAGAGUACGAGGAGGAAGCUUCUAGAAUAAAAGAGGACAACGAGCGACUGAAGAAACGUCUGCACCCUGUUUUAAACCCGAAAGUCCACAUAGAAAGAGAAGAUGUCCAGCAGCUCUUUGUGCCUAAAGAAGAGCAGCAGGAGGAUCCAGAGUCCCCCCACAUAAAAGAGGAACCUGAGGACCCAGAGCCCUCACACAUUAAAGAGGAACCUGAGAACCCAAAGCCUUCACACAUUAAAGAGGAACCUGAGGACCCAGAGCCCUCACACAUUAAAGAGGAACCUGAGAACCCAGAGCCCUCACACAUUAAAGAGGAGAAGCUUCAAGGGCUGGGGGAGGCUGAGAUGAAGGUGUCAUUCACGUGUGUGAACAGUGAAGGUGAUAUAGAGGAAGCUUGGUCCUCACAUCUUCAUCAGAGACAAACUGAACAGAUGGUGACAGAUGGUGAUGGAGAGGAGUUUGGAGGACCAGAACCAGACAGGAACUCAGGGUCAGAUUGUCCUCCAGAACCAGAUAGUGAUGAGAAUACUGGAGACUCUUCUGAACCUGAGACUGAGGACAGUGAUGAUUGGAGUAAGACCAAACAACCUCAGUCAGGUUUAAACUCCCAAAAUAAUAAUGACGGUUCUGUCAGUGAUUCAAGAUGUAGAACAAGUGAGAAACAUUUAAUGUGUUCUGAUUGUAAGAAAACAUUUGGUUGCAUUAAGAAGCUGAAAAGUCACAUGCGGACCCACAAAUUAGAGAAACCUUUCAGGUGUUUACAGUGCGGUAAAUGUUUCAGUAUGGGUGGAUAUCUGAGGAGACACAUGAGAUGUCACACAGGAGAAAAACCGUUCAGCUGCUCAGAGUGUGGUAGUUCUUUCACUGAAAGUGGGAGUCUGAAGAGACACAUGAGAUGUCACUCAGGGGCGAAACCUUUCAGCUGCUUAGAAUGUGGUAAAUGCUAUGUUAGAAAUGGAGAUCUGAAGUCCCACAUGAAAUGUCACACAGGGUAAAAACCUUUCAGUGGUAAAUCCAUCCAUCCAUCUUCAAACCGCUUAUCCUGCAAACAGGGUCGCGGGGGGGCUGGAGUCUAUCCCACCCUGGAUCGGUCGCCAGCCAAUCGCAGGGCUAACACAGACGAACAACCAUUCACACAUCCAAACUAAGGGCGACUUAGAGUUCCCAAUCAACCUAAUCCCUAGCACAUGUCUUUGGACUGUGGGAGGAAGCCAGACUACCCGGAGAAAAUCAAUCAAAACUUUCCUGGUAAUCACCUUUGCGCACGCAAGUUAUAAAUACCCUCUGCAGAACUAUAAAGACGGACAGAUAUUUGCAGCUACUAUUCAUGUUCACAUUUACAAACGAAUCUCAUAGACUUCCUCCCAGAAAUUCACAAGUUGUGUCUCAAUGUCACUAGGCUGCAUCCUUGUAGCGUCCAGCCUUCGGGGUAGACCCUGGGCUGGGUCCUCUAACAACUGCAUAGACUGAACCCAGCCGUCUCUGAGAUGGGAUGUCUGGCGUAUGGGGGGGAUUUAGUGUUUUUGUGUGAAUUCUGUUUUGCAUCUUACGGUGGAUAAAAAUGCCAAAAGGCCUUCAAUGCGUUCUUCUUCCUCGUUUAUAUUGUUUUAAGGUUUUUUAAGAGAUAAGUUGCUAGGAUUUAUUUUUUAUAUUCAUUGUCUUUUAAUCUGCUUUUCAAGGUGUAUAUUACAGCAAUGUUUUACUGCAUAGAUUUCUGUGAACCAUCACAUUGUGUAAAUAAUUUUGUUUUGCAUGUUAAGGUGCAGAAUUUCAGUUCAUGCAUUAACUUCUUCCUCUUGUUUAUAUUGUUUUAAUAUUUUUUAAUAUAUAAUAUUUUGGAUUUAGGUUAGAUGUUUUCCUGGUUAUUUUAAUAUUCAUUGUCUGUUAAUCUUCGUUUUGAGUACAUAUGUCUUUAUGUAUUAAGAAUGAAUACUGGAAUGAAAUCACGCUCAUUUGACAUUGCUGGGUGAGAGAUGCUUAGAAGGCAAUGAUUUCAUUUUAUUUUAUCUUUUGCAGAAUUUAAUAAAUAUUUAAAAACAAAUCAAUUGAGAGGCAUCUUUUGCCAUUUCCAAACCACACAUAUUACAUAUGGAAAAUACUAAAUUUUGGAGGUAAUAAAUCAUAGACCGCUUUUAUUUUGUAAGAUACAACGGAGUCAAAAAUGGUUAAGAUGAUACUGCACUAAUUUACAGGGACACAUGAUGAUUCUCACAAUGUAACGUUAAUGUUACAAGUGGUCUUAGGGUAUAUAUACGUGUGUGUGUGUGUGUGUGUGUAUAUAUACAGUAUAUACAGUUGUGGUCAAAAGUUUACAUACACUUGUAAAGAACACAAUGUCAUGGCUCUCUUGAGUUUCCCGUUAUUUCUACAAGUCUGAUUUUUCUGAUACAAAUUGAUUGGAACAGAUAAUUCGUCACAAAAAAGCGAAUCAUUGACUUGAACAAGUCGGGAAAGUCACUUGGAGCUGCAGGUCCCAAGAAAGAGUGUGUCUUCAUAUAUUGCUGAAUAAUAGUCUAGCGUAGUGUAAAACACUCUGCGAGCACUUAAAGGGAAAUGACCUACAUGCGUUUCAGUCGCUUCUCUCCUCUUUUUCAGCCUCUAUCUCUGCUGCAAAAAGCACUUUCUACCAAUCCAAAAUUGACCCCAAAAAAAUAUUUUCUAUCUUCACUAACCUCCUCGAACCCCCCAGUCCUCCUCCCCCUUCUACCCUUCUUCCAGGAGACUUUGUCACCUACUUUACCAAAAAAAUAGCUGACAUACGCUCCUCCUUCUCCAACCCACCUCCAUCCAACUGAAUCCCACAGACUUCACCUCCAUCGCCCUCACUUCCCUGUUUCACACACCUGUCUCCUAACAAAGUUCUUACAUUGGUAACCUCUGCCCAUCCCACCCCCUGCACCCUCGACCCCAUUCCAUCCCACGUUUUACAAUCAAUCGCCCCCGAUCUUCUUCCUUUUCCUCACCUGUCUCAUUAACAAUGCUCUGUUAUCGGUUUCCCCAACUCUCUGAAGGAGGCAAGAGUUAACCCACUCCUUAAGAAACCCACCCUCAACCCUUCUGAAGAAAACAACUACGGACCGGUAUCUCUUCUUCCCUUUCUGUCCAAAACUAUUGAACGAGCCAUCUUUAACCAACUCUCCUCCUAUCUCCACCGUAACAACCUCCUUGACCCCCAUCAGUCAGGCUUCAAGGCGCACCAUUCCACAGAAACUGCUCUCCUCGCUGUCUCAGAGCAACUCCACGCUGCUAAAGCCGCCUCUCUCUCCUCCGUCCUCAUCCUUCUGGACCUUUCUGCAGCAUUUGACACAGUAAACCACCAGAUCCUUAUCUCCGCCCUUCAGGAACUUGGUGUCACAGGUUCCGCGCUCUCUCUUCUCUCAUCCUACCUUGACAAACGCAGCUAUUGCGUAAUUUGGAGAUGAUCAGUGUCGGAACCUUGUCCUCUUACUACUGGAGUUCCUCAGGGCUCCAUCCUGGGUCCCCUCCUCUUCUCAAUUUACACCAACUCUUUUGGCUCAGUCAUUCGCUCACAUUGUUUUUUGUAUCACAGCUAUUCCGACGACACCCAACUAAUUCUCUCCUUCCCCGACUCGGACACUCAGGUGGUGGCACGGAUCUCUGGAUGUCUGACAUCUCCUAGUGAAUGAAAACUCUCCCACUCAGGACCUGACUGUUAACCUCGGCGACUCUGUGUUAACGCCCACUCUGACUGCUAGGACCCUCGGCGUGACACUUGACUCCCAACUCUCCCUGACUGCCUACAUCACAGCGACAACACGAUCCCGUAGAUACACGCUCUACAACAGCAGGAGAAUACGACCCCUUCUCACUCAGAUGGCGGCGCAGGCAAGAUUCAGGCUCUUGUAAUUUCCCGCCUUGACUACUGUAUCUCUCCUGGCAGGUCUCCCUGCUACCGCCGUUCUACCACUGCAGCUUAUCCAGAAUGCAGCAGCUCGACUGGUCUUCAACCUUCCGAAAUUCUCCCACACCACACUACUUCACCGUUCCCUC